AUGACUGGCUCACUACCGUCAGUCCUGCAGACCUUACUGGCUGAUUCCCACUACUUCUCCCUGCAGAGAUCCGUCUGCCACCAUAACCACCACCGCCAGCAUGACAUCGCCUCCAUCGAAUCCAUGGAUUCAUGGGCCCAGUUCCGUCUCAUGAAGCAGCUGCUCUGUGUCAGGCAUCCUCGCCAGUCUCUUCCAUCCUCCUUACUCCGGGAGAUUGAUCAGGUGUUGCUUGAGGAACGUGCCAAUCGCCUUCUUCUUGACGCUGCUUCCAUUCCAGCUCUUCCAACUCCAUCAUCAUCAUCAUCAAAGCCUCUCCCCGCCACGCUCCAUCUGUGGCAAGGAGACAUUACCACGUUGGAUGGCGUUACUGCCAUCACCAAUGCGGCCAACGAGCAGAUGCUGGGAUGUUUCCAGCCGGCCCAUCGAUGCCUGGACAAUGUCAUCCAUGCCCGGGCAGGUCCCCGCUUGCGCGAAGAAUGUUUCCACCACAUGGAUCAGGGACAGCGCACCUUGCCCGUCGGCCACGCAUGUGCCACCAAAGGAUACUGUCUUCCUGCCCCCUAUGUGAUUCACACCGUAGGCCCUCAGCUGGACGCGGGACAGCCUGUGCCCACCGCGCACCAACGUCAACAGCUGCGGCAAUGCUAUGAGGCCGUCCUGGAUGUCGCAGAAGCUCUGCCUGCAUCGGAUCCUCGGGGCAAGUCCAUUGCUCUUUGUGGCAUCUCGACCGGACUGUUUGCCUUUCCCGUGGAGGAGGCUGCAUCCAUUGCCAUUCAAUCCGUUCUCGACUGGCUGCGGCACCAUCUGCACACCUCCAUCACCAACAUCAUCUUCAACACCUUCACCGACACCGACACGGCCGUCUACCAACAGACACUCAAAAAAAUGCACUAUCCAGUUCCUUCCCUAGUGCCACCUCCCCGGGUCCAUGGAUCCUCCCUUAUCCAAGCCAAAGCUUGGCUGGCUGCUGCCGAUACCAUUUUGAUCAGCUGCGGAGCCGGGAUCUCGGCGGCCACUGGACUCGACUAUACCUCGACCACUCUGUUCGAUCGCCACUUCCCGGCAUUCAAGCAAUACCAGCUGCGACGGCUGUAUGACACCUUUGGCCGCACCAACCGUGACUGGCCAUCUGAGAGCGUCCGCUGGGGAUUUUACUUCUCCCAUCUGGCCAUGGUGCGUCGCUGGCCCCGCUCGUCCCUCUAUACCUCGCUGCUAAAAUGGCUGGCAUCACGUUUUCAACCGGAUCGGGUUCACGUGCGGACCUCCAAUGCAGACGGACUCUUUGCAGCUCAUGGACUGCCCGAAGCGCAGCUCUCCACACCCCAGGGCCAGUAUGCCUUCCUUCAAUGUCUGGAAAACUGCCGUCCGGAUGCUGUCUUCCCAUCGGCACCGUAUCUUGACGCUGCCCUGCCGCAUCUGGAUCCACAGACACAGGUCGUAACGGCGCAGGACAAAAUCCCAACAUGUUCAUUCUGUGGUGGCGCCAUGUCGAUCUGUGUUCGGGCGGGAGACUGGUUCAACGAACGACCCUUCGCUCCCGGCGAAACGCGAUGGCACCAAUUCCGCGAGGCCUUUCUCACGGAUCUGACACGAAACGUAGUUAUUAUUGAGCUGGGUGUCGGCCUUUCCACGCCAGGGGUGCUGCGGUGGGAGAAUGAGGAGCUGAUCGAGCAGGGCGAUGGACGCGUACGGCUGGUGCGCGCGGGUUUGGGCGAUGCCGUGCAGGUCCCUGGGGAGCUGGCUGCUGCGCAGCUGGCCACCAGCAUCGAAGGGGACUUGCAGGAUGUGGUUCGGGCGAUAGUGGCUCCGUAG
This is a messenger RNA of Aspergillus niger, 1812 nucleotides long. RefSeq lists its product as uncharacterized. The transcript has a single exon. NCBI's taxonomy places the organism in Eukaryota, Fungi, Ascomycota, Eurotiomycetes, Eurotiales, Aspergillaceae. The record is from RefSeq and is a predicted model, not a curated record. The coding region runs from base 1 to 1812 and encodes 603 amino acids.